GGCAGCAUUAGCAGCAGCAUACCAGAGCAUGGACUGUGGCAGUCUGCUCAGUACUGACACAGGAGUAAUGCCGGAGGAGGAGAGUUUCGAGUACCUGCCCCACACUGACCCAGCUACUUUCGUUAAUGAGUUCCAGAACACAACAUCUGCUGACAACAAGAUAAAGUUUCACACUGGUACAACUACAUUGGCGUUCAAGUUCAAGCACGGAGUUAUCGUCGCUGUGGACUCCAGAGCUACAGCUGGUAGCUACAUUGCUUCUCAAACCGUGAAGAAGGUUAUUGAGAUAAACCCGUACCUGCUCGGUACAAUGGCUGGAGGAGCGGCUGACUGCUCCUUCUGGGAGAGACUCCUGGCGAAGCAGUGUAGGAUUUACCAGCUCAGGAACAGAGAGAGGAUCAGUGUGGCUGCUGCCAGUAAGAUUCUCUCCAACAUGGUCUAUCAGUACAAAGGUAUGGGACUGUCUAUGGGAACGAUGGUGUGUGGAUGGGACAAGAGAGGACCCGGUCUGUACUACGUUGACAGUGACGGCCAGAGAACUACCAACUACAUGUUCAGUGUUGGGUCUGGGUCUACCUACGCAUACGGUGUUAUGGACACUGGUUACAAAUACGAGAUGUCUGUUGAGGACGCCUGUGACCUGGGACGCAAGGCCAUCAUGCACGCAGCACAUCGUGACGCCAUGUCCGGUGGUGUGGUCAACCUUUAUCACAUGAAACAGGACGGCUGGGUAAAGGUGUCCCAGACAGACGUCAGCCAGAUGUACUAUCAGAGUUUAGAGGAGAGGAAUUAAACUUGUGUUUAGAUUUUGCUACAAGUUUACCUGAUAUAUCGGACAAGGAAUACCACUUAGUAGAGGGUGCUAUUUGUAAAAUCUGGGCAAUUGAGGCUGGCUCCUUUGUAUCAUUUUUGGUACGGCUUUUUGUCGGUUAUCAUUACAUUGAUGACGUAUUAUUAUAAGGUUACUUAUAUUUGUACUAUGUAGUAUGUAACCACGUACUUGUUCCCUUGCCGAAUUGUCUAUUAUCGACUAUUAUAAUUAUAUAUGUACUAGUUGAUGUACAAAAUAUUUGAAUAGAA
Molecule: messenger RNA, 1080 nt
Organism: Bolinopsis microptera
Lineage: Eukaryota; Metazoa; Ctenophora; Tentaculata; Lobata; Bolinopsidae
Product: proteasome subunit beta type-5-like
Exons: 5
Coding region: 29-793 (254 amino acids)
Cellular component (GO): proteasome core complex
Molecular function (GO): threonine-type endopeptidase activity
Source: RefSeq, a predicted model, not a curated record